Molecule: messenger RNA, 417 nt
Organism: Vigna unguiculata (cowpea)
Lineage: Eukaryota; Viridiplantae; Streptophyta; Magnoliopsida; Fabales; Fabaceae
Product: S-protein homolog 5-like
Source: RefSeq, a predicted model, not a curated record
AUGUCUCUGUUUGCGAAAGUGGUUCUCUUGUUCUGCAUGUUGACGUUGGCACGGGCACAAUUCGGCACUGUGAAGAUUACGAAUAGUUUGGAAGGAAAAGAAAAUCUAAACAUUCGGUGCCAAUCAAAAGAUAAUGAUCUUGGACACCAUCUUCUCCAUUUUAAUCAAAGCUUCAAAUGGGAUUUGGGGACUCACGUUUUCUGGAGAACACUGUUUUUCUGUUCGUGUCGAUGGGGUAAUGGUCCUGUGUUGCACUUUGAAGCAUAUAACCAAAAUAGGGAUGCCUCUAAAUGUUUAGACUGUUUUUGGUAUAUCCAUAAAGAUGGACCCUGUAGGUACGAAUUAAAGGAGUACACAAGCAUUGGCGAAUCAAGAAGAGACAAAAUCAUUCGCAAAUGCUAUAAGUGGAAGAAGUGA